GUGGUGAGUACCCCUUCGGCUCCCUCCUGCCUCACCUUCUCCUCCCCGUUGCCACCGUGUGGCCAGCCGCAACUCCGGUUAGAGAUCGCGUACGAAGCUCGAUCAGGGCGAGAAGGUGCCCACCGUGUAUAUAAAUCUCAGUCAGGGGAGAAGGUGCCCACCUUCUCUUUGUGCCACGAUCAAUCAAACAGUAUCGCCUACAGCUGAAAGUCCCUUGCCUGCACCCCCGGCUAAGGCUGUUAGCUGUCAGUCUACUGUCAUAGCCACAGGAGCCCUAUCUCCAGUUUGCAAUUGAGACUCUGCUUCAAGUUAACGAGUGCAAUCAGAAAUCAUAUCACAAAGGAACAAAUGGCAGUGGUGAGUGCCACUUCGGCUCUCCACCUCCUGCCUCUCCUCCUCCUCCUCCUCCCCGUUGCCACCAUCGCGAACAGUACAUCCGUGGGCAUUAUCAUUGAUACGAAUGCAAGCAGAUCGCCUACAGCUAAAAGACCCAUGCCCGCACCCCCGGCCAAGGUAACACCUACGGCCCCAAGUGAUCCACCUGCAUCCCCGGCCACGGUAACACCUAUGACCCCAAGUACUCUGCCAGCACCUAUUGGGACAACAAGCAUGAAAGAGAAACCCUUCACUGUAAGAAGAGAUGUUGCAAUUUUAGCUCCUGUAGGUGGCUUCAUUUUGCUUACCAUCUUGUUCCUCAUCACCUACUUUAUACGUAAGCGAAGAACACAACAACAACAUCUGAUCGAGGAGGAGGAAGAGUUUAGGAAUCUAAAAGGAACACCAAUGAGGUACACAUUUCAGCAGCUGAAAUCAGCUACCGAACAAUUCAAAGACAAGCUCGGCGAAGGAGGGUUCGGGUCUGUUUUCAAGGGAGAGCUAGCUGAUCAAAGGAUUGCGGUAAAACGUUUGGACCGAGCUGGUCAGGGCAAAAGAGAAUUUUCUGCAGAGGUUCAGACAAUUGGCAGCAUUCAUCAUAUUAAUCUGGUGAGAUUGAUUGGUUUCUGUGCAGAGAAAUCCCACAGGCUCUUGGUUUAUGAGUACAUGCCCAAAGGAUCGUUGGACAGAUGGAUCUACUGUCGAAAUGACAAUGAUUCACCUCCUCUAGAAUGGAGCACACGAUGCAAGAUUAUCACUAACAUAGCUAAGGGUCUCGCUUAUCUUCAUGAGGAGUGCACGAAAAAGAUUGCCCAUUUGGAUGUCAAACCACAAAACAUCCUCUUAGAUGAUGACUUCAAUGCUAAACUUUCUGAUUUUGGACUAUGCAAGCUCAUUGACAGGGAUAUGAGCCAAGUGGUUACCAAAAUGCGAGGCACACCUGGAUAUUUAGCUCCUGAAUGGUUAACAUCACAAAUCACAGAAAAGGCCGAUGUCUAUAGCUUUGGUGUUGUGGUCAUGGAAGUCAUCUGCGGAAGAAAGAACCUCGACACUUCUCUAUCAGAAGAGAGCAUCCAUCUUAUCACCCUGUUGGAAGAAAAGGUGAAGAAUGCUCACUUGGUAGAUUUGAUUGACAAGAACAGUAAUGACAUGCUAGCACACAAGCAGGAUGUAAUUGAGAUGAUGAAGCUCGCAAUGUGGUGUUUGCAAAUUGAUUGCAAAAGAAGGCCUAAAAUGUCCGACGUAGUUAAGGUCUUGGAAGGUACCAUGAAUGCAGAGAGCAACAUUGAUCAUAACUUUGUUGCCACAAAUCAAGUGAAUUUCGGCGGUGCUGCAAAUGUGGUCUCAUCAGUUCCACCUCUAGCUUCACAUGUAUCAGGCCCCAGGUGAAAUGAGAAAAUCAUGACCAUAUAAAUAGAUUAUGAGCAGGACAUGAGAUAUUCUUAUGUAAAGGAAAUGGUAAGUCUGUUGUAGCUUCUCAAAAUACUAUAAUCUGAAGCCCCUUGUCUCAAGUUAAAUUUAGCUGCAAAGUAUUUCAAUA
Messenger RNA from Hordeum vulgare subsp. vulgare (domesticated barley), 1915 nucleotides. RefSeq names its product G-type lectin S-receptor-like serine/threonine-protein kinase SD2-5. Gene Ontology annotation, molecular function: ATP binding; protein kinase activity. Lineage: Eukaryota; Viridiplantae; Streptophyta; Magnoliopsida; Poales; Poaceae. The record is from RefSeq and is a predicted model, not a curated record. Gene Ontology annotation, biological process: protein phosphorylation. The transcript is spliced from 2 exons. Bases 349 to 1764 code for a protein of 471 amino acids.